Molecule: messenger RNA, 2584 nt
Organism: Gopherus flavomarginatus (Mexican gopher tortoise)
Lineage: Eukaryota; Metazoa; Chordata; Testudines; Testudinidae
Gene: MDFI
Product: MyoD family inhibitor
Exons: 5
Coding region: 538-1377 (279 amino acids)
Source: RefSeq, a predicted model, not a curated record
UACAGUCUGGAGAUAGACUGCACAAACUUGUCCAGUUGUAACCUAACACUGCCCUGAAGAAAGAGCUGCAAAGAUAAAGACGUGAAGUGUCCUCUUUAUUUGAAACUGCAGGACAUUCCUGGCAGGGACAAGUCACCAGGCAGGGCACUUUUAAGGAAUAUGUAAAGACAAAGGAAGAAAGAAAGACAAGUUGAAGAAAUCUAGUUAAGAGGGCUGGAGGAGUGGGGUGUUUGGAGAAGGGAGCAGCUUCAGAGACCUGAAGGAGACCUUCACAUGGAGAGGACGAUAGAAUGACACUCCACUUGUGGGAGCUCCAUUAAAGUGUAAACAAAAAAAGUGAGUUUCUCCAAUGUGUCUCUGUAUCCUUCGGGGUGGGAAUUGGCUGAUCACAGGAUUCCUCAAUGCUGCUGGGGCUGAAAUGUGUCUGGAGGGAAGUUUAAGCGGAGCUGGAGUGUCUUGCAGCUGAACAAUCAAGCAAACUUUUGUGCAUGUGGAUGCGGCAGUUGGGGAGAGGUGUCCUGCCCGGGUCCCAGUCAGAUGUCCGAGGUGAGAAGUGACCUCUCAAGCCAUUCUGACUCACUCAAUGGAGACCCCCUGCCGGAUCAGACACCCUUCCUGCCCACUAGCACAGAUCAGGAGGCGAUCUCGUGCACUUCCUCCACGCAGAAUCCAGCGGUAGCACCGUCUGCUCUGUGCCACAUCCCAGCCCCUCUCCCUCAGGCCCCAGCAACGGAGGAGAAAGAGAAACUGCCAGAAGACGACAAGUCCCUGAACCUCCUGGCAAAUGGAACAGCACCACCCAAAAGUGAGGCCAAGUCAGAGUUCAUGGUCACUCCCGAAGCUGUGACACGCCAGCCCCAGGUGCGAACACCCCUGCGGGGUAUCCAGCCAUCCAGCCCCAUGGACUGCACCCCUCUGCUGCAGAAUGGCGCCGGGUGUGUCCCGGACCCAGGCGGGACAAACCGAGAUGCCGGGAACGGCAUCCUCGGCUCGCUGCCCAGCUCUCAGAAGCCUCAUCGGAAGCUGCAGUCACACUAUUCCAUUAACAGCCAGGGCAGCAAGAAGAGCAAAGGCAGCUCCAAAUCAGCCUCCUCCCAAAUCCCUGUGGAGGCACAGCAAGAUUGCUGUGUCCACUGCAUCCUCUCCUGCCUCUUCUGUGAGUUCCUGACCCUCUGCAACAUUGUGCUGGACUGCGCCACCUGCGGCUCCUGCAGCUCCGAGGAUUCCUGCAUCUGCUGCUGCUGCUGCGGCUCCGGGGAGUGCGCCGAAUGCGACCUCCCCUGCGACAUGGACUGCGGCAUCGUGGAUGCCUGCUGCGAGUCCGCGGACUGCCUGGAGAUCUGCAUGGAGUGCUGCGGCCUGUGCUUCUCCUCCUGAAGCGAGGCAGGGGCGAGGAACCCAGAGCCAAAUCCCUCGCCCAGGCAUAAACCUGAGGGGAUGGGGGUGGGGCGGGGCAGGCGAGCCUUGGAUUGGGGAUCUCCCCCUACUCCAUCCUCACCCAUUUGGCUCUCAUUUUUCUUGACCUGCCCCGUGUCAUGUGUUCGGAGGACCCUGCAGGUUUCCUGAGCCAAUGUUUGAGAGAGCCACGUGGGAGAUGGAAAGGGGAGGAGUCCGGAGACCCCAGCAGAGCUGGUAACCUGAGGCUGGAAAGCACCUGGGGAUGAGAGUCCCUUCCUUAGAGCCAUGGGACAGCGGAAGAUUCGUUGGAAACCUGCAGGACCCAAACUUUCUCUCUCUACCUCCCCCAGCGCUGUCCGGCUAGGUAACCCCAAGCGGUUCACGAGGGAAUUGAGACAGCAGCGUGGCUGUUUCCUGCCACUUGAGCCGAGAGCAGGAGAGCAAGUCGUACGCGGAGACCCUGAGCUGCCUUGCUAGGCCAAGAUCAGACAUGCACCGAGCCAGAGGCUGUCUGAGGAAUCAGCGAAUGGUGCCACUCCACUGGCUGGCUGCUCCAGUGUCCCGCUGGCUGACAGCUGGCGUGUUAUCACGGCACGAGUGGCCCUUGGCUGGCAAAGAAAAGUGAGCCAGGUGCACUGGUGCCAGCUGAUUGGCAGCUAUUGCAGGAGCAUCCAUGCUGCUAGUUCACAACUACGGCAAGGGCGUGGUGCCUGCUUGCUGGUAUUCUAGACACAGGAGUGCCUGCUGGUUUGCAACUUGAAGGAGUAGGCUGAUGUCCCCUAGUCAGCAGUUAGGUACCAUGAGCCCGCAGGGGGAUUGCAGCUGGCCUGCCAGCACCCAGAGUACAAAGACAGGACUUUUUCACAGAGUUCCCGCAGGCCCGUCUAACUUCCUUGCCCUGCGGACUCAGACGAUGGGGCCCAAGACGUGCCACAAAAUGCAUGCACCGUCCUCAUCCUCCCUCCUCAGGCGGGAAGCGGUGGCUAUGGGCUGCAGGGCGCUGUGAGCUUCAGGGGGCAGGCCGGGAUGGAAGGUUGGAGAUCGAAUGCCUCAGCCUCCCCUUGCGGUUGGAAGUGGCUUCCCUGCCCCCUUCGUGGUGCUGAGGAAGAUAGGCAAGUGCAAUAAACCCAGCCGGCUGCUCCCUUGUGACCCCAGCACUUGGGCUAUCGCGUGCGCGCGCGCACAC